This is a messenger RNA of Giardia duodenalis, 1131 nucleotides long. RefSeq lists its product as uncharacterized. The transcript has a single exon. The coding region runs from base 1 to 1131 and encodes 376 amino acids. The record is from RefSeq and is a predicted model, not a curated record. NCBI's taxonomy places the organism in Eukaryota, Fornicata, Diplomonadida, Hexamitidae. Gene Ontology annotation, molecular function: ubiquitin binding.
AUGUCCAGUCAUGAUCCGCUGACUCCGACCAUUCUCCAGCUCCACGCGGAACAAGCUAACUAUACAGUCAAUGGAAUUGCCUGGAUUCCUCAGUCUGCCAGAUUGCUCACCGUUGGAAUGACUUCGAGAGGCACAGGGCCUGUUUCCAUCUGGGAGAUGAAGAACCAGAAGCUGUCUGUACAAUCAUCGUGCGAGCAUGUGCACGCUGUUAAAUGUGUGAGUUUCGGGGCAUCAAUUAGCCCGAAGCGGGAGUUCGCCAUCGGAGACCAUAAUGGGGGGUUGGGCGUGUUUGAUAUUGAGCGUCUCAAAACCCCCAUCUUCGCUGCCAAGGCUCAUGAUGGAAUGGUGCAUUGUCUUGACGCGUUUGGUGGGAAGAAUCCUGCCGCAUAUGGCGCCCCAGAAAUCGUCACGGGCGGUUCUGAUGGCGUUGUCAACGUAUGGGACAUAAGGCACCCCACGCCUGUUGUGCGCCUUCGUCCCAACUUGGAGUCUGCUUUGGAUGUCGGUUACAAGGAUGAAGGCUAUGUACGGGUUUAUCCAGAAUGCUGGGCCGUAUCUUUUGGAGGAGCUUCCUCGCCUACCCAUAGAUAUAUCGCCAUGGGAUAUGAUAACGGUGAUUUGAAGGUUCUUGAUUUGCGCGAGCAGCGUUUAAUAUACGAGCAGCACUUCCCUAACGGGAUUGUUGGGAUAGACUACGAUAGGCCAGAUAUCGCUCCCAACAAACUUGUAGCUUCAACCUUACAAGGACAUGCGUACAUAAUUGAUCAGCGAACAUUCCACCAAACGGAGCACUAUGCACUGCUAGAUUAUAAGCCAUUUGGUGCUGACUCAACGGCGACUCUCUGGCGUGUGAGUCACUCCCCGUCAUCUCGAGACGUUUUCGUAACUUGUGGUGGGGGACGUUUAGCCCUCUGUAAGUACGAGCCCCCUGCUGAACGCACCCGUAAGCUUGAAGACGGCAGUGAGGUCGGCGUAAUGGGAACCUGUAAAACAAUAUGCGACAUUCCUGUCAGCCAACAAACUAUCACAACCCUAUGUUGGAAUAGAGAGAAGCAUGGAUUGCUAGGAUGGAGCGGUGUCGACCAGACUGUCAGUGUAGGCUUUGUCACUAACCUUAGUUCUCUCGAAUAA